This is a messenger RNA of Rana temporaria (common frog), 2831 nucleotides long. It is a transcript of the gene TFDP1, whose product is annotated as transcription factor Dp-1. Lineage: Eukaryota; Metazoa; Chordata; Amphibia; Anura; Ranidae. The transcript has 12 exons. The coding region runs from base 644 to 1867 and encodes 407 amino acids. Gene Ontology annotation, molecular function: RNA polymerase II transcription regulatory region sequence-specific DNA binding; DNA-binding transcription factor activity, RNA polymerase II-specific. Gene Ontology annotation, biological process: regulation of transcription by RNA polymerase II; regulation of cell cycle. The record is from RefSeq and is a predicted model, not a curated record. Gene Ontology annotation, cellular component: transcription regulator complex; nucleus.
AAGGUCUCUGUGUGCUUCUCGACUUAUUUUGGAGGUGGAAGGGAGGGGAGAGAAACGGAUAUACAAUCCCCCUGACCUGGAGUGACUCCCCCAAGUGUCACAGAAAAGGCUACAUGAAGUGAGGUGUAACAGCAUGCCAGACUUUCACUUUGCAAGAUGGCAUCUUUUAGUUUUAUAUCCUUAGUAUCAAAUGAAUAAGACUCGUCUUACUGCCUAAACUUGUAUCGCGUUUUUCUAGAUUUCAGUCGUAAACUCCCUUCUCGUUUGUCUUUGGCGCAUAUUGCCAGGUAUUACUGUGUGGCUUCCCCGAGGCCUCACGGUUCUUCUGUGGAACUUAGAUUGUCAGCUAGGGGCUUAAGAACAGAGGAUGCAGCUUUCAUAAUAUCCAUCAAAGGCCACCUCAGUUUUUGAAUCACCUAAGGAAGUACGGUUAUGUUGUCGGUUCCAGAGUAAGGAGCACCUUAGACAUAUUCUAUACAAAAGCAAAGGAUGAAUACUGCCUGGGUUGCUGAGGGUACUGCACUUUGGCCCAUGCACUGUUUUCAUAUUCUUAAUUGCAGUUUUGUGCCUGUGUAGAGCAUUCACCUUGGGUGGCGUUCCUGCUUGUUGGGCCCUGUUCAUCUAAUUUCACUUAUCUGGUAUCAUGGCAAAAGAUGCUGGUUUAAUUGAAGCAAAUGGAGAGCUCAAAGUAUUUGUUGAUCAGAAUCUCAGCCCAGCAAAAGGUGUAGUGUCGCUGCUGGCUGUUCAUUCAUCUGUUGGAAAGCAGCUCCUGCCAAAAACAUUUGGACAGUCCAAUGUGAACAUUUCUCAACAAGUGGUUAUUGGCACACCACAAAGACAAUCUCAGCCAAAUACUAUCUUGUUAGGAAGUCCCCAUACUCCAAGCACGCACUUUGUAUCACAAAACCAAGCCACAGACUCCUCUCCGUGGUCUGCCAGCAAAAGGAACAAAAAAGGAGAGAAAAAUGGCAAGGGCUUACGUCAUUUUUCAAUGAAAGUAUGUGAGAAAGUACAGAAGAAAGGCACAACCUCUUACAAUGAAGUGGCUGAUGAGUUGGUAGCAGAAUUUAGUUCCACCGAUAACCACAUAUCGCCAAAUGAAUCGCAAGCUUAUGACCAGAAGAAUAUAAGACGACGUGUUUAUGAUGCCUUAAAUGUGCUUAUGGCAAUGAACAUUAUUUCUAAAGAAAAAAAAGAAAUAAAAUGGAUUGGUCUACCAACAAACUCUGCUCAGGAAUGUCAGAAUUUAGAGGUUGAAAGACAACGAAGACUUGAGCGAAUAAAGCAAAAACAGUCUCAGCUACAGGAACUUAUUCUACAGCAAAUUGCCUUCAAAAAUCUAGUUCAAAGAAAUCGUCAAACAGAGCAGCAAACAAAUAGAUCGCCUCCAUCCAAUUCAGUUAUACAUUUACCAUUUAUUAUUGUGAACACCAGCAAAAAGACUGUGAUUGAUUGUAGCAUUUCUAAUGACAAAUUUGAAUAUCUUUUUAAUUUUGACAACACUUUUGAAAUACAUGAUGAUAUAGAAGUACUAAAACGUAUGGGUAUGGCUUGUGGACUUGAGACUGGCAGCUGUUCAGCAGAAGAUCUGAAGUUGGCGCGGAGCUUGGUGCCAAAGGCUUUGGAACCAUAUGUGACAGAAAUGGCUCAGGGAUCAAUCAGCAGUGUGUAUGUCUCCUCAACGUCAGGUGCGGUGUCAAAUGGACGCCGAUUUUCAGCCAGUGAUUUGACAACAGAUGGAAUGCAAGCUACCAGCUCCAAUGGAUCACAGUACAGCAGCUCCAGGGUGGAAACGCCUGUAUCUUAUGUUGGGGAGGAAGAUGAUGAUGAUGAGGAUGACUUUAAUGAAAAUGAUGACGACGACUAAUGUAGUAAAAUUGGUAUCCAGUUACAAAUCAUUUCAGGAACAUGUCUAUUUUUUUCCUUACCUGGUUAAUAUCACGGCUACGGAAACAUAAUGGUGAGGCAAUUGGUUAUAACAAGCAAUUUUUUUUUUUUUUAUGCUGUGGAUGUUUGAAUAUAGUACUUUAUUCACUGGCUCCCUUAUUUGUUCCAACACAUUUUUUAUUUGGCCCCUGGUUCUGUGACACUUCCUAAUGAUGUAUGAUCCAUGUAAUAAAUAAAAUGCUAUGCAUACAUGCUAAAUGAAAUGGGUUUAACAAAUUGGCUUUUAUUUGAAGAACAUAUAAUGUAGGAUUAAGUAUGGUUUUAAGAAAUCAUGCAAUGUCCAAAGAACCUUUUUUUUCCCUCCUGAAAUGAGCUAAAGUUCAGAAACUGGACUGUUGCAGCUUUUAUGAUUUCUGUUGUAUAUUUUGGGGUAACUAAAUAAAUUUUCUAUCAAAAAAAAAAAUUCUGCAAUGCCGAUGCAGUUCUGUGAAAUGUUUUGAAAGUUGCUAUAUACAGUAUAUAAAUAUUGCUUAUAGUAUAAUUUGCCUGAAUUCUUCCAGGUAAACCUUUUUUUUAUAUAUAGUUUACAUAAUUAUCAUUUAAAUGUGUUCUGAAGCAAAUGUUUUGUAUUUGUUUCCUAAACGCCUUGUAAUCUAUUAUAAUGUUGAAAUUAUAGUUUUAACAUUUUUCUUUUCUCCAGAUUUGUGAAUUGUUUUUAGCAGUCAUAUUUUCUAUGAUAUUUUUAAGGCAAGCUGUAGUUUAAGAUGAACUUAUUCACAAGAAAAUAAACUGCACAUAUGCUGACAGCUGCCUACUGAAAUACAAUAUUCUUUUUAUUGAAAAGUGCAUACACUUAUGUAAUUUUAUUAACUAUACAGAGACCUAUAAAUGAUUUUGUUUAACUUGGCACUGUUAGUUUUAUUAAUAAAAAAACAAAAACAAUG